This is a messenger RNA of Jatropha curcas, 3353 nucleotides long. RefSeq lists its product as uncharacterized. The record is from RefSeq and is a predicted model, not a curated record. NCBI's taxonomy places the organism in Eukaryota, Viridiplantae, Streptophyta, Magnoliopsida, Malpighiales, Euphorbiaceae.
AAAACUACCUAAGAGUAAUGGACAGUGGUAGUUUUAGUUUUUGCUUGGUUCGAGACCAUAGAACAGGGCCUCUUCCCAUUCUGUGAUCUUGAAAGCUUUCCUAUCGUAUCGUCAUGUUUUUUAGAGCAAGAUUCUUUCUGAAACUCCACUACUCGUACAACAAGAAAGCAUUGCAACCCUUUUAUAAUCUUUCUUUGAUCUCAUUGUCCCAUUAGCUUACGCCACAUUAAACAAAGGAAAAAAAUAUAAAAUAGAAAGAAGGAAAAUUGAGUGUUCUCUCCCUUUGUUUGCUUUGAGAAAGAAUCUCAGUGAGAGAAUCACACACGGUUACCAUAAAGUCAAUGCACCGACUGCUUUAGUUUCUUUCUUGUGGAGAUCUGACUCUUUGGUAGCUAACUUGCAGUGUUGGUUUGGUUUUUGGGUGGACGGUACAGGAAGGAGAAUUGAGUUUUUUAGAAAGCCGACUCAAUUGCAGCCAAUUAUUUACAAGUUUGAUAAGAAUAUCUAAAAUUAAAAUAUGUACAGAUCAUUUGUUACAUGUGAUGAUCCGAAAGGAGUUGUAGAAUGUGGAACAAUCAGAAAAUCCAAGAGCGCUUCCCAAAAAAUGGAGGAUAAGAUGAGCAGUCAUAGAACUCAAAAGAAUUCAAAUACAUCUAUGGCUCACAAGGCAAAGAAAGAAGAAAUGGCUCCAAAAGGGAUUGUUGAAGAGUAUCAUAGUCCAUCUUCGUUUCAGCUCCUGGAAGUCUCUAGAGGAGCUCAGAAGCUGAACCAUUUGAUUGACUCAUGGUCUAAAGGGCUCAACGAUGGCCAGUCUAAAGAUAUUGCAAGAGAGUUGUUGAAAGGAGCUCUUGAUCUUCAAGAUUCUUUAACAAUGCUCGGCAAGUUGCAAGAAGCCUCGCAGUAUAUGGCUCAGUUGAAGAAAAAGCAGAAGGAGAAGUUAGAAAGCAGAAGAGUUGACGAAGUUUGGAGUGAGAGAGCAAAUUCAUAUCGAUCACAGGAUCAAAAUUACCAGCUGGGAUUUCAAAAGCCAAGGCUUUCAGCUGAGGGAUCUUCAAAAGAUUGCAUUGAGGAUCUUAGGAAUGCAAUUAGAGAUGGCCUUGCUCGGCAAAAUUUGCUUCGAAACAAAUCUACACAAGAGAAGACAAAUUUUGACGGGAGAAAGAGGGAGUCAAUUUCACAUUUCCCCUCCACUAGCUCAAGCCAAUUGACGGCAGUUCAGUCCAAUGAUAUUCAUUCUGCUGACGACUCCAUAACAGAAACAGAUUUGCAGAAGAAGGGAAAAGCUCCAAGUUUGAUUGCCAAAUUAAUGGGUUUGGAAGACAUCCCCUCAAAGUCAUUGAUGUUACCUCCAGAGAAACAGUUGGAUAUAGAUAAGAAUUUGAAUCAACGGAGGCCAGUCUUUGACGUUGAUUUGCCAAAGCUUCGGAAGCCUCAGCCCAUAAUGCAGAAAGUAAAUGCGGACCGAAGGACACUGAAGGAUUUACUGGAAACUGCGCAAUUUCAGGGAAUCCUGAAAGAUAGUUCUGCUAAAGAACUCAAGUCACAGUCUCAUCAGUAUAGUGAUUUCCAUUCUAAACAAAAGUUGAUUGAUGAUAUUCCACCAAUUGUACUUAUAAAACCCUUACGGGUUCCUUGCUUAGAAUCAGAAGAGGAUUUUGCAACAUUUGUUAGGGAACAGCGAGCCUUGAACACAAAAAUGAUGCUGAGGAAAAUGAAAACAAAAGAAGAGUUUGCUCCCAGAUUAAUAGAUAACAAAGAAUGGAUCUUGAAUGCUAGGAAAAUGCACUACAAAUCAGAAACAGAUGAGACUCCAAUUGAAAGGGUAAUCCAGGAAGAAGGAGCUAAGGAUCGCAUAGAGGCAGUUGUGAUACCAGAAGAGAAAGAAGUCAGAACAAUUGACCAGAAAGAAGGAGCUGCGGAUGCAAAGAAAGUAUACAGAAAACUAGAAGCGGCAAAGACUCCAGUUAAAAGAUUUAGCCAUGAAAUAAGAGCUAAGGACCUCAAAGGGGAAGUCACGAGAAUGGAGGAGAAAGAAGUCAAGAAAAAAUUAAAGGAUUCUUCUAAGCUGAAAGGCGCUAAUGCUGCAACUCAGCAACAACAGAAAAAAGAGAUGACAGAUAAGAAAGUAGGUAAGAUUCAGAAGGUGGUGGCUAGUAGCAGGAAACCAGUAGAGAGCGAGACUGUGAAGAUUAAAAGUGUGUCAAGAAAUCAGGUUCAAGCCAAGAUGACCUCUACAAAGCUGAGGAAACCUGAAAAUGGAUCAACUAGUACAAAUGAUCACAUUUCACAGCAAGGAGUUACCACCAGAAAACCCAUCUCAAAACGCUCAACACAUAGUACAGUUCGUAACUCUAAGGGUCAGAAACAGCAGGAAAAGCAAGCCACUGAGCAUACAGCAGCUGAACCCAUUACUGAUAGUUUAGAAUGUAAAGAAGAUGAGAAGAGGAUUGAUCACUCAGUCGAAGAUAAACUAUCUACAGAUGAGGAAGCAAAUGCUUCAAAAUUUCAAACAGAAGAGUAUUUUGGUGAUAGCCAGAGUUCCCUUUGCAUUGUCACUAUGCUAAAACCUGAAAAUGAGAAGAGUGCCAACUCUUUCAAAGAAGUAGAUGGUCAAAUGACUCACAUUACAACAGAUGGCACAAACUUGAAAAGCGGAAACCAAUUGAAAGAUUUGCUUUUGAAUUGUCCAUCAUUUUUGAACCUAGCAGAGGAGCUUUUUCAUCUCAAUGUGAAUUAUAUUGAGAUUUUACCAACAUCUGGCAUCUGCGAUCCACAAGUCACCAACGUCAAACUCUCUCUGGAUUAUGCAAAUGAAUUCAUGCAACGCAGAAGCCUUCCAGAUUCACAAACAACACAUCCUCUUUUAUCUUAUACGAGAAAUACAAGAAUUUAUCUCUCUUUAGAUCAAUUGGUCGAGGAAGUUUGUAAUGGAGAUGAAACUCUUAGAAGCUACCAUAAGUUCACAAGUGACAACAUUCAUACUGACAGUCUGUUUGCAACAUUGGAGAAAGAUAUUAUGAGCAAAGGAGUUGUGAGUGGUAUAUGGGAUUUGGGUUGGAGGAACGGAUUCUCGGUAGAAGAAGUCGAGCACGCUAUCAAUGAUUUGGAGAAAUUGCUUGUUAGUGAGUUGAUAGGGGAGAUCUUUUCAUGUUUCUGCUUUUAGCAAUUUCAUAUUCUGCCUGUAUGGAUAUACAGCUUUUAGAGUUAGUUCUGUAAAUAAGCGACUUUGGUUAAAAUACAAAACAAAAGAGCUAGGCUUCUUGGCAAAGGCGUCAUAGUUAUUGUAGCCAUUUUAAGAUCAAGAAUUGAAGAGUCUGAUAUAAAUACACUUCAGAAUCAGGUAUCCAACACAA